AUGAGCGGUGCAGGCUACCAGCCCAUCCGAUACAAGCGUAACUUGCCAGGCAAGAACCUUUCUGGUCUUACCAUGUUUGGCGGUGUCAUUGCCAUUUGCGCAUACGGUUUCUACAAGGUCGGCCUCGGAAACCUCGAAAAACGAGAGCUCAAGAGGGAACGUGCGUGGUCGCGAAUCCACCUGAUUCCUUUGCUCAUGGCCGAGUCGGACCGAGACGCUUACCGACGAAACGAAGCACAGAUUGCACGAGAGAAGGAGAUCAUGAAGGACGUUCCAGGAUGGGAGGCCGGCAAGUCGGUUUACAACACAAAGAAGUACACCGCACCUAACUUCAUCGUACUCUGA
Ustilago hordei is the source of this 345-nucleotide messenger RNA. RefSeq lists its product as uncharacterized. The record is from RefSeq and is a predicted model, not a curated record. The transcript has 3 exons. The coding region runs from base 1 to 345 and encodes 114 amino acids. NCBI's taxonomy places the organism in Eukaryota, Fungi, Basidiomycota, Ustilaginomycetes, Ustilaginales, Ustilaginaceae.